UUAGCCGCGCUUUUUACUUUUUAGCCUGUCUCAGAGUCCAUGAGAUACGCCGACGAAGCUGGAAAUCGGUACGCAGGAAUCAGUUUAGAAGUUCAACCUUCGCUCUACGGUUUUGGAGCUUGGUAGUUGUUGCUGCGUUUGUGUUGAUUUUGUUGCUACUCGUCUUAUUUAACUAGUUUUUAUUUUUGCCCUACGAAAUACCCAACAAUAACUGAUGAUAAUACAUAUUAUUAUUUAAUCGUCACACGAUUACCAAUUGAGAUUUGGUACGUUGUAUGUACACGUAGUUAACAUUUUGAAUCCAAUUGUUUUCGUUUUGUUUGUUUUUUGGAAACAUGUCUAAGCACCUUGUCGACAUGGCGUCCAAGCAAAAAGACGUCAUGUUUAACAUGUUGUCAAUAAAGCACAAGUUACUGAUCCCAGGAGAAGAAUGUGAAAAAUGUAAACAGCAUUCUAAAGAUUGGUUAAUUAUUAAUGUGUGUCAUCACGUACUCUGUAUAGAUUGUGCUAAAAUUGAAGGUGCAGGAACAAGUUCUUGUCAGAUAUGCAGUACCAUGUUUGAUCCAAACACACAAGUCAGUACAGUUACUGAAAUGAAAAUAGCAUUUUCUCAAAUUGAAGAUCUAGUGUGGAAAGUAAUUGCAUUAGAGAGUGGAACAUUGGACGAAUUAUAUCCUGAUGAAGAAUUUAACAAAAAAAUAAAACCAGAUAUGAUUCAUAUUAACUCAAUUAAAUCUUCAAUACAAAACCACUCAUCUAAUCAAAACACUGAAUCUAACGAGGAAUCUAAUUUAAAUUUAUCUCAAUCAUCAGUAGAUUUAUUUGAAGAGACUGAGGACAUUGAUAUUCCAGAAGAAAAUUAUAGUCAUCAGCCUAAUGAAUCUGUGUCUGUUAGUGUCAAUUCCGAUAGAAAUGAUAAACUGGUAAAAUAGAAUUUCUAUUAAACCUAUAACGAUAACUUAUACUAUUAUGAUACAGUUUUAGAUUUUUCGUUUAUUUAUUUGAUAAUAUGUCUUAACAGAUUUGUAAAAUACCUAGUAUCCGAAUGACCAUUUUUAUUUUUUGUUCAUACUUUAUUUAUACUUUGUAUGAACAUAGAAACAUAAUCUGUCAUUACUCAUAGUUUGAUAUUAUUAAGUCCAACCAAUGUUCAACUCAACACAAUUUGUUUUUUGUAUUCACCAUACUUAAUUUGGAAAUAUUUUCUCUGUAUAAAGUAUACAGUAACUAUAUGAUAUUUAAUUUUACAAUUUAAUCACUUGAUUAUUUCAUAAAUCAAUUCAGCUAAUAAUAAGGCAUUAAUUAUUCUUUAUUGUUUGAAAUGUAAAAUAAUUCAAUUAGUUGGUACUUAACUUUGACUCACUAAGUGACUUGCUCAGUAGUGAAAACAUAAAUUAUAUGAUUGACAUUUAUUAAUUAAUGUAUAUACAAAUAUAAUAUGUACAUAAUUUUAGAACAAUAAUAUUUGUAGAAGU
This is a messenger RNA of Myzus persicae (green peach aphid), 1475 nucleotides long. RefSeq lists its product as uncharacterized. NCBI's taxonomy places the organism in Eukaryota, Metazoa, Arthropoda, Insecta, Hemiptera, Aphididae. The coding region runs from base 336 to 932 and encodes 198 amino acids. The transcript is spliced from 5 exons. The record is from RefSeq and is a predicted model, not a curated record.